This is a messenger RNA of Filobasidium floriforme, 1074 nucleotides long. RefSeq lists its product as uncharacterized. The coding region runs from base 1 to 1074 and encodes 357 amino acids. The record is from RefSeq and is a predicted model, not a curated record. The transcript is spliced from 3 exons. NCBI's taxonomy places the organism in Eukaryota, Fungi, Basidiomycota, Tremellomycetes, Filobasidiales, Filobasidiaceae.
AUGCCUGACUCUUCCCUUAACCCGAACGAUCCCUCAUCUGCUGAACAACCCGCUCAGUCUGACGUGUCGAGCCGCAUAGAAGGCACCUUACCUCCAGGUUCAUUCCUGAGUCCCAGCGGAGGUUCGGUCAACCCCUGUUCUCAUGGCACGAUCUUCAAAUUCCCCGACGAUCUGCACCGGUACCAAGAUCCCUAUUUGCGAUCACUACAAGAACGAUCUCCACUUUGGGGCCCAAAGUCUGCUGGCGGUACGGCCGAAACGCAAGCUCACAGAGAGGAACCGUCAGGUGGACCUGAGGUAUCCAUUGCUCCAACUUCCGCCAGCGUCUCCGCUCAUACAGACCUCCCGGCAGGCUCGGAGCUCCUUCAACCCUCGACUCGCCUUCCUGGUUCCCAGAUAAACGGCUCUAUGGUCACAGCCGGAACGGCGAGCGUUCCUGGGGAACUCUCGACUCGGCAAGGUGAUAGCCUCACGACAGGCUCCAUAGUCACCACAGCGCCUACUCAAGGUGAAGGAUCUGCUGGCAGGACGACACGGAAGGCGGGGUCCAAAUGGGUUAGGGAACAUUCGAAGAACGGGCUUUGGGAGUGGACGUUCGUCCCGAAGCGCAAGGGAGACAAGACCAGUUAUCCCACGGACUCAGAUGCUCCCACUCUCCAGCGGCGGAUUCGAAACCACGUACUCGUCCUGGAUGGACAAGCCCCUAAUUGGAGAGAAGGAGAUUUGUCGAUCUUCCUUAACCAGGUCACACGGAUGGAAAAGGCUGCGAAGCUUGCGCGAUCAGACGAGGUGAAAACGCAGGAAGAUUUCGAGCUGAUCUUCCUCGUUGACAUGGGUCGGUGGGUCUACGACAAGCUGGACUGGCAUCUAGAGCGGAUGGCGCAACAGCGUGACAGCGAGAACGAGAGCCUGAAUUGGCUUCGAGAAGUAUCAAUUCACUUCCUUGCCAUCGCUAAAGCGGAAUCCCAGCUGCUUCUCUCUACCGGUGGCCAAGAGGACUGGCGUCUCACUUCGAUUGGCAAAGCGAAGGGGUUGUUGUCCGGCAUGGCAGAGGAAAAGAGGGACCACUUUUGA